Penicillium manginii is the source of this 1656-nucleotide messenger RNA. RefSeq names its product AMP dependent CoA ligase. Lineage: Eukaryota; Fungi; Ascomycota; Eurotiomycetes; Eurotiales; Aspergillaceae. The transcript is spliced from 11 exons. The record is from RefSeq and is a predicted model, not a curated record. Gene Ontology annotation, molecular function: CoA-ligase activity. Gene Ontology annotation, biological process: secondary metabolic process. Bases 1 to 1656 code for a protein of 551 amino acids.
AUGGCCGUUUACAGUUCACCAGUAAUUCCGAUCCACGAUGCGAUGGACUUGUCAAUUUCACAGUUUAUGACAAGAUACAACCCCGAUGAAGUACAGGCAUCCAAAGUUGUUCAUACUGAUGUUUUCUCCGAUGAGACCAUCACAUACGGCUCUCUCCGCGAACAAGCCGGACACGCUGCUUGGGGCCUGCAAAAGAAGUUGGGACUGCAGCCGGGUGAUACUCUACUUGCAUUAGUCAAUAACUCUAAUGCAUUCGUUCUUCUGGCUCAUGCAACCUGGUGGGCAGGUGCUGUUUUCGCGCCGCUCAACACAUCAGCGACGCGUGAUGAUAUUUCGCAUAUUCUGAAGCUUGUCCAGCCAACGCAUGUUGCCACUAUUGAAGAGAAGCUUAGCACGGUUCAGGCCGCUUUAGCCUCUCAAUCAAUGACGAACACCAAAAUUUUGACUGUCAAUUUUAAAGAGGGGAAUCUUCCGCAGUUCCCAAACGACAUCGUUGGCAAAAGGGCUACAGAGACCAUAUCACCUCAAGGCCUUGAUGGUAGAAGCGGCAAGGACGUCGUCAGCACCAUUUGCUUUUCCUCCGGAACAACCGGAAAGAUGAAAGGCGUCCAGCUUUCUCACUACAACCUUGUCAUGAACAGCAUCACGAUGCGUGCCUCCAUGCCGGUCAGGGUUAACUCGGCCGUACGUGAAGUUUUCUUCGCACCUUACUGCCAUAUCUAUGGCCUGAGUCUGGUCGUGCUGGCUGGUAUGUGGGUUGGAGCCCAAUAUUGCGGUCUACCAGGUUUCGACUUGGAGACAUUCUGCCGGAAAUCGAGCGAGCUGGAGGUUACAGACCUUCACAUUGUGCCUCCUGUGGCCCUUCUUCUUGCUACGUCUCCGGUUGCUCAAAAGUAUGACUUGUCUUCCUUGAAGAGAAUUGUCAUUUCUGCUGCCCCGCUGAAGAAAUCCGUCCAGCUUCUGCUUAAGAAGGUUCUGCCCCAUACGAGCAUCUGUCAAGGAUAUGGUCUCACCGAGUGUUCGGGAGGUAUUAUCCAUCAGAUUGAUGAAGACGAGAAUGCUUUUGGUUGUGUUGGGAAGCUAUUCGCAGGAGUGGAAGCUCGCCUUGUCGAUCCGAAAACGAAUAAGGACGUCCCCGUCGGCGAAGAAGGUGAACUUUGGGUCCGCGGCCCUGUUGUGAUGAUGGGUUAUGUCAGUGAUCGCGAAGCGACAAACCAAACCUUCUCGGAGGGAUGGAUUAGAACAGGAGACAUCUUGAAGAUAGACGAGAACCAGAAUUUCUGGGUUACUGAUCGUCUUAAAGAGAUGAUCAAGUAUAAGGGAUUCCAAAUAGCUCCCUCCGAACUCGAAGACAUGCUCCUGCGCCAUCCAGAUGUGAUUGAUGCGGCAGUUUGCGCAGUCUACGACGAUUCCCAGGCCACCGAAGUCCCUCUUGCCUAUGUUAGCCUUUCGCCGGCAACGGUGGAACUGUUGGGUCCUGAGAAGCAAAAAGUCCUUGAUGCAAUCAGGACCUGGAUGGACGGCCAGCUGGCAGGUUAUAAGAAGCUCAGGGGAGGUGUUCACCAUCUGCAGGGACUGCCUAAGACUGCGACUGGUAAGAUUCUGAGAAGGCUUUUACCUGCGAAGUUGAAUGAGCAGAGAGAAGCGAAGCUUUAG